This is a messenger RNA of Mycotypha africana, 1974 nucleotides long. RefSeq lists its product as uncharacterized. The record is from RefSeq and is a predicted model, not a curated record. Bases 1 to 1974 code for a protein of 657 amino acids. NCBI's taxonomy places the organism in Eukaryota, Fungi, Mucoromycota, Mucoromycetes, Mucorales, Mycotyphaceae. The transcript has 2 exons.
AUGGCACAACUUGAAAACAGCCUUUUUUUAACGGAUAUAUUAUCAAAAGUUCGCUUCUCAUAUACGGAUGUGGGAAUCAAUUUGGAGGCGAAGGUUUCGAAUGCUACGGACCUCACUUCACUCAUUGAAGCAUUCAGUCAGAUCUGUUGCUCGUCACUGGCAAACUCAACUGUAACACCAAACAAUGCUAGGAACGAACCGACGAAUAGAAUUGUUCUAUCUCGAAAUAAAAGCAAUCAAUUAAAACCGGUGAACUUCUUCAAGUCAGCUUGUCAACUGGGAAUCAUAGCAAAUCCUCAUUCUAGCCUUGAGACUUUCUCUGAAUUGAAGCAAAUUGCCGAUGCUUGCGUGGAUACUUUCUUUUUAUGCAAAGUGAGGUUCAAGCCGAUAAUCCAAAAGGACGAGUUUAUUCGUUGGUAUAGAAUGCAGGAAAAUCCUCUUGAUACGUUAAUCGUCAAUGCAAUGUGCUCUUACGUCUUUCGACACAUGGUGAUACAUCAUCCACGACCUGCCUUCAAACAUUUCUUACAGGAUUUGGAUAAAGUACAAGAACAGGAGGAGUACUUUUUUAGUUGCGCUAGAGAACGGUUGGCGCAAUCAUUUGACACACCCGAUCGAUAUACGGUUAUCGCUCUCCUAUUCAUGAGCACACGAGCAGAGCCAUCAAAACGCCAUCAUUAUGCUGGAAUGGCUGUUACAGCUAUGCAUCAACUUGACAUUUAUCCUCGUAUGGUGCAUGAAGAGCCAGAUUCGUACGAAAAAGAGAUGGAUACACGUCUUUGGUGGUAUCUCUGGGCUGUAGACUUUUCCAUUUGGACUGCGGGUUCGCCAAAAAAUAGUCCCCAGCCAAAGCAUCCUGGCGAGCCAGAUUUACCCUUGGUGUUUGAGGAGGAUAUCGAUGAGAGUGAGAUUAAUGUUAUUACGUUCAGCCAUUGCCUCAAACUCUGGAGGAUUCAGAGUAAUAUAGUCUCAGCACUAUAUGAUCAGCAAAACAGUGAAACGAUGACAGUGGAGCAGCUCUAUGAAUUCGAUAAAAAACUACAACAUUUUUACAAUCAACUACCCAGCUACUUAGUGUUGGACAGUGGGUUUGAAUAUGGCUGUGAAGACUUAUUUUUGUCCUGCCUUCGAGUUAAUAUUGAAUAUAAUGCUACCCGUAUCAUCUUACAUAAGCUUUUUAUACCAGAAAUGAACGACACUGCACCAAACCAGUCUUCGCUAGACUCACUGAAUAUCUGUUUAUCCACAGCUUUAACACAGUUGAGUGCCAUCAAAACUUGUAAUAUGGGUGAUGUUGGUCGAUGUGCCUUUGAUCGUGAUGAACUAUGGCGAGCUGCAGAAGUUGUCUCCGUCGCUAUGGAUAUAUACCACAAUUGCUUGUCCCUGGAGGCUAAGCAAAGAAUUUUGACAAACAUCAAAAUGGACGACUUCAAUCGAGCACUCCAGAAAUCAUACGAAGUUUUGAAGAACACACGAGAAUUUAGAUUUUCUUGCAAAAACUGGUUUCAGGUAGCAGAUUGGAUUCAAGCAGAGUUACAACGACAUCAAUCCAAGUACAACAGCAGCAUACACGAUUACCAUCUUCCUGAAGAGCCCACUAAAGUAAAUAAACCUGACUUUUUCUUGGCACAUCUCAAACCUACUGCAACUUUGAAUAGUCGAAGUAAUAAGCCAGCUGUUACAAAAUCCGCUAAUAAUAAACCUCGACAAAAAUCUAUUACUUUUCAAAAUCAUUUCAGUAUGCAUUCAUCUUCUUUUGCUUCAUCAGUCAAACAACAACCCACUACUAGUAAUAAUGAUACCCGAAGAAUGUCUUCUUCAUCUACACAACUUAUGGAGUACAAUCCUGACGUUCUUCCGAGUCAUACUCAGCAACAAAAACAAUUUAGUAACAAAACUUCUGCAAGAUUUCGUUACUUUAAUCCACGCAAAAUGAACAAGUUUUUAUUUAUUGAUGAGCAUCCCAUGCUGUAA